AUGGAGAAGUUUGAAGCACUUGUCCAAACAUGUGUUGAUUUUGUCCUUCCAUCUUUCAAGCAAUUGGCUCGGCGAGCAGACAAUAUACUGGACGAACCUCUUGAGGAAAGUUCAUUCGCAGCCGAGGUAGUGCAGCUAAAAUGGCCGGCAAUUCAAAGUGGUGAGAUUGCGGAGACAAACCUGGACGCUUUUAUUUUACUGGUGGCAACGAGAGGGAUAUCUGAUACAUUAACUCUGGAGAGUGACCAUGACGAAGCGACACUGAGGAAUGGCAUCCUGGUCGCAGCCGUUGUCCUUGACUUUUGCUUUCAUUCGCGGAAAUAUAGGCAAAACCCUUCGACGUGGUCUAAUUCGUAUUUUGGGCUCUUUUCCUCGGUUGUAGAUAGUUUGAGCUGGCCAAGAGGGCUGUUGGAGUUCUGGCCAUACGCAGAGUCUCGUAUCGAGUGGUUCAAGAUGUGCAACAGUAUAGAUGUCGUGCCUGUUGGAACGUCCAACUUAGUCAGCUAUAAGCAGCCCUUGUACGAUAAGUUGAGAUAUUGGAAUGAACUAUUGACAACAGUGCAGAACAAUAGCUACCUGAACACACCACUUCACUACGAAAUGAAGUUCAAAUUAGAAAAGUUUCUGUCUGAGCUUCUUCCGAUAUCCGAAGAGUCCAACUUCAACAGGUCCGCCAUGUUUUCGACCAAAUUGAGCUCUGGAAACCCUUGGAAUAAGACUAUAAACAGCAGUACCAGGUCAGAUUCGUCGUCAGAAAAUGUCUUUGCCACGGACUUCAACUAUGUUUACAGCAAUUUGAUUUCAAAUCCCUUGGAAUUCAUUUAUAAACCGCUAGAAUUCAAGAUCGACUUAGAUAAAACGCUUAGUGCCCUGUUGGAUGCAAUCUUUGAGGUUGAAGAGGAUUUUCACAAAAAAAUCGACAUAUCACGCAAGACCGUUUCAAGCAUUAAUGAGAAACUCAACUAUGACUUUCCGCCGGAUUUCGAGCUAUCGGAAUCCAGGGUCCCAAACUAUAUCGCCAUUUCUGAGAAAUUUAACAGAGAAAGACAAACAUACUGGACAGGCUUUGUUGGUUUGAAAGUGUCGCUCUCUUCUCUACUUCAACCUACGCCUUUCGAUAUGUCCAUGUCACAUCCACCUAUGUUGUAUGAUCAGAUAAUGGAACCUGAAAAUGACUAUUUCCGGAAACAGUUCAUACUUCAAAUAUGCUUCACUAUGAACCUGAUUCGUCAAAUAGUCACCUCAUCCGAUGUCGAAAACUAUUACAAGAGUUGUUAUCAAAAAGAGAGACCCUCGCGAAGUAUAAAGUUCGACAGCUUAAAUGAAGCGAAUCACAAGAAGACAAUAUCACUUUGUGAUCACAUACUGAACAACUACAUCAGCAAGUUUUAUCACCAGAGAGAUCCCCUCUUUGCCUCCAUCAUUGAGAAAGUACUGAAAGCGGACGAGGAAUUCUUGAAGUCAAAGAUGGAUGGAUUCAAAAGCUUUCAUUCGUUUGUUAUCCCUCAGGAGGCCAUCGAGGGCCGCAGUAUAGAUUAUUCAUUCAAGAAAUUUGGAUUUGUGCCACUUGGCAAUAAAUCCAUCAAUAACGUUUGGAAAAUUAAGACAGGACUCGAUCAGAUAGAGACAUGUCCCAACAAUGCUAAGGAUUUCUUCGAAGACUUGCGCAGUAACUUGACCUCCAGUGAAGAACAGGCUCGCCCGAGAGAUAUCAUCAAAGACUGGCAAACUUUGCGACGCCUCAGGUCGCAAUAUCUCUUUGAUUUUAACAAAGUUAACGAAGAGAUCGGUAUAAAUGGCUUGUUUAGCAUGUCUCCGAUCGUUGCUAACAAUUUGAAGAAGAGAAAAGCCAUUGACAUCAUGCUGGAGCGAUUGAAGGAGCCACAUUUGCGGAAACUUGAGGCUGCACGAAAGUUCAGCUCGGAGAGACUGAAAAGGAAAAGAGAGCAGGAGGCAGAACAUGAACAUGCUACGCUCAAACAGCGCAAAUUGGAUGAAAGCGAGAUUGGCCCGACUGAUCUGACACAGGAAGAAAUGGAAAAUUCGCAAAAUUCUGGUCAACAAACGCCAGAACUGCCUAUAAAGCAUCAGAAGGACCAAGCUCAGUGGAACGAUGAACAAUUACCGAAAGAUAGCAAUGAGCAAACUGACCUUGCGAAAGAGGGCAGUGAGCUAGCUAAUCUUUCUGAUAGACCACAGUCCGCUAUAGAAUCACCGAAGUUGCAGUCUACAUGA
Molecule: messenger RNA, 2235 nt
Organism: Torulaspora globosa
Lineage: Eukaryota; Fungi; Ascomycota; Saccharomycetes; Saccharomycetales; Saccharomycetaceae
Gene: HPR1
Product: Hpr1p
Exons: 1
Coding region: 1-2235 (744 amino acids)
Source: RefSeq, a predicted model, not a curated record